This is a messenger RNA of Spathaspora passalidarum NRRL Y-27907, 2708 nucleotides long. It is a transcript of the gene PRS5, whose product is annotated as ribose phosphate diphosphokinase subunit. NCBI's taxonomy places the organism in Eukaryota, Fungi, Ascomycota, Pichiomycetes, Serinales, Debaryomycetaceae. Gene Ontology annotation, cellular component: cytoplasm; ribose phosphate diphosphokinase complex. Gene Ontology annotation, molecular function: magnesium ion binding; ribose phosphate diphosphokinase activity. The record is from RefSeq and is a predicted model, not a curated record. The coding region runs from base 36 to 1319 and encodes 427 amino acids. Gene Ontology annotation, biological process: purine nucleotide biosynthetic process; 5-phosphoribose 1-diphosphate biosynthetic process; ribonucleoside monophosphate biosynthetic process. The transcript has a single exon.
UAUCAACAGAAGCAAACACCAAUCAAUAGAAGUAAAUGAGAGACUUGAUAGUGUUAGGAGGAUCAACCCAUCCCAAUCUCACCCGUUCCAUCUGUCGUAACCUCACAUUGCAACAGGGAGAAGCCGAAUCUCGGAAAUUCGCCAAUGGAGAAACCCUGAUUGAAAUUAAAGACAGUGUUCGUGAAAAAGACGUCUUUAUAGUCCAGAGCGGAUGCGGCCACGUCAAUGACGCCUUUAUCGAGUUGCUAAUCAUGAUUUCCGCCUGUAAGACCGCCAGUGCCAAGCGUGUUACUGCAGUAUUGCCACUUUUCCCAUACUCAAGACAACCAGAUGUGCCUCAUCAGGCCAGUCACACUGGUGCCCCCAGCAUCAUUACCAAGAAAGACCAUUACACUUUUGAAAGUGCUCCUGGAACCCCCAAACCGCUUUCUAAAAAGGAAGGUGAUAGAUUCCAAUUAGGUGCCCAGAACAACACCAGUGGUAUCUUCAGUGCUGUCAAACAACCAUUGCCUAUUAGAAGCUAUUCUCCUAAAUCCAUAGUCACCAACGCUGCAUCGACAAACUUCCAAGUAGAUGCUUCUGGAAAGACUGAAAGUGGCUAUAAACAAUGGGUAUCACCAAAUGGUACCCUCAUUGCUAAUUUGUUGCAAACUGCCGGUGCAGACAGAAUGAUCACCAUGGACUUGCACGAUCCUCAAUUCCAAGGGUUCUUCAACGUCCCCGUGGACAACUUGUACCUGCGUCCCCUUUUACAACACUACAUCGUCGAUUACAUUCCUAAUUACCGAGAUUGUGUCGUGGUUAGUCCCGACAGUGGUGGUGCCAAACGUGCCACUGCCGUCGCCGAUGCCAUUGGGUGUUCGUUUGCCUUGAUACAUAAAGAAAGAAGAGCCAAGAUCGGCAAGAACCCGCCGCUGACUACUUCGUCAAACAUGCAAUCUUCCCUCCUGCAACAAACCACCAUGGUAGCCACUACCAUGUUGGUUGGGGACGUCAAGGACAAAGUGUGUGUUUUGAUUGACGAUUUGGUGGAUACUUCAUACACCAUUACCCGUGCUGCCAAGUUAUUGAAAGAUUCGGGAGCAAAAUACGUUUAUGCUUUAGUCACCCAUGGUGUGUUUAGCGGUGAUGCUCUUAAUCGUAUCAACAAGAGUGCCAUUGAUAAAGUUAUCACCACUAAUUCUGUGCCUCAAGGUGAGCAUGUAGCUAUCUUGGGUGACAAGUUAGAAGUGUUGGAUGUUAGUAGAAUAUUUGCUGAAGCCAUUAGAAGAAUCAAUAAUGGGGAGAGUGUAAGUAUGCUAUUUGAUCAUGGUUGGUGAGUUUAUAUAGAUAAUGAAUUGAUUUCUACUGUAUUUUUAUUAUAGUACAACUAGCUAUUUUUUUUUUACUGCUUAGACUUCUUGGAACUGCUUUCCAAUUGGUCCCAUAAUUCUUCUUCUUCUUCCUCGCUAUCUUCUUCGACAUCUCUAGUUCUCUUUUUCACUUGCUUGGUUUCUUCGGUGGUAACCUCUUCGAUGUCGUCAUCUUCAGUGUCCAACACAACUAAUGAAGACACUUCAACACCAAGAUAUACUUUAGCCAAAAGAUCUCUCGAUGCAAGAUCAAACACACGCAAGUAUCUGUCUAACCCGGCAGUUGCAAAGAUAUCCUCGCAUGCUUCAGCAGCCAAGAUAGCCCCGGUGUUCCCACCUUGAGAAUAUUUACCUCUCAAUUGCAACACCGGCUUGAUGAUUUCACCAGCUGAUGCAGAAUUAGAUUUGAAUGCACGAUCAUGGACUUGAUAUAAGGAAUGUUUAGCCACAAGUCCAUGGGUAGUAGUGACUAUUAUUUCAGGGUCUUGUUCAUCUUCAGUCAUGGUCAUUGUCACUAUUGGUUGGUCACAAAGUUGGUAAUCUCCAACUGGUCUUCUGCCGUGUGUAGUAUCGUAUACUCGCACUUGACCGUAUCUCGUGGAUGUAAUCACCUUGUAUCCCUUGUCUAAAUCUUGCCAGAAUAUGAUUUGAGUUAUCCAAACAGGUACUCGCAAAUCCAAAUGGUCGUUCUUGACAUUCUUGGCUCGGUAUAUGACGGAAGGAACGAAUGCGUUGGCAUAAUCCUUCUUUUUGAAAAUGGUAUGGUUGACUCCGGUUUCAAACAACUUUAUGAUCUGGAGGUCGUUUUCUUCACCACCAAAUGCAAAAAUGUUUUCCUUGGUUGGAUUCAUGGCAAAUGCGCUGAUUGGUUUAGUGCUUGGCAAUGCAAGUUGCAAAGGCUCGAAAUCGAAUUUUUCAUUGACGUGGAUUAAAAACACUUUGCCUGAUUCAUAAGCCACAAUCACACUUUCAAGGAUCUCCACCUUGAUUAAUGCUACUGGUUUGUCGGUUUCCACAUUGGGUAAUUUGAAUUCAUGCACAAGUUUAUAGUUAUCAUCCUCCUCUUCUUCGCCUUCCUUUUUUUCCUUGUUAUCCUCUUUGCUCUCUUCCUCUUCGUCCUCGAUUUCGUAUAUGCAAACACUGCCACCAAUUCGAACACCGAUAGCAUAUUGGUAGUUGUACUUUUCUAACUUGACAACUCGGGUUUUUCGAGUGGCAUUGGGUUCACGGCAGAAAUUCUUGAUGGAUUUGGGUUGUGGUGCGGAUUGCUUGGAUGUGUCAGUCCCACGUCCACAUAUGACUUCCUUGACUGCGCCGGUGUCGUCGGCUGAUACGAGAAACUUCAUUGAUUUCUGU